AUGAUGCCCGCCCAGCGCGCGGCAUCAAGCUUGGCCCGAUCAAACCUACAGUCACAACUCCGUCUCCUCUCCCACCAACGACCAAAUGGCGUCUGCCUCAGCGCAUUACACCUGCAGCGACACCACCUCAGCUCCCUAACGAGCCAGCACCUCCCCCGCGCUCUCCGCCGCAGCCUCCAACGACCCACUACCAAGCUCAUCCAACUCCGCCUUGCAGUCACCGAUGCGAAGGAUGGCAAGACGGUCCAUGUUCGGCGUUCGCGCAUCUAUCACUUCUUCCUCCGCAUGUUGGCCUCCCUUGGUCUCUUCAUCAUCAUCAGUGGCGCCAUUGUCAUUGCCUUCUUCAUCUACGACGCCACAACCUACCGCGAGGACCCGGAAUCCUUCGACCUGCCCGUAUCGGAGUAUGCGCUGAAUCCACGACGUGGAGGACCGAAGAACUUGCCAAUAGCCGAGCACUUCAUUAGCGACGAUGAGCCGGAGUUCAAGGGUCAGAAGCAUAAGCCGAAGUUGGUGAUAUUGGGCACGGGCUGGGCCAGCGUGGCCCUGUUAAAGCAGCUGCAUCCGGGCGAGUACCAUGUCACGAUGGUCAGCCCGAGCAACCAUUUCUUGUUCACACCCAUGCUGCCUAGUGCUACGGUCGGCACUCUGGAGUUCCGCAGUCUCGUCGAGCCCAUCCGGAAAAUCGUGAGAAAAGCCAAAGGCCACUUCCUCAAAGCCAGCGCGGUCGAUGUCGAGUUCAGCGAGAAGCUUGUCGAAGUCCAGUCGCAAGGGCCUAAUGGCGAAGUCGAGAACUUUUACAUUCCAUACGAUAAAUUGAUCAUCGGCGUCGGCUCGAUCACCAAUCCCCAUGGUGUGAAAGGCUUGGAGCAUUGCCACUUCCUGAAAGAUAUCACUGACGCUCGCCUCAUCCGCAACCAGGUCAUUCGCAACCUCGAGACAGCAUGCCUACCGACUACGCCUGACGAAGAGCGACGGCGUCUAUUGUCAUUCGUCGUCUCCGGUGGUGGGCCAACGGGUGUUGAAUUCGCCGCCGAACUCUACGACAUGCUCAACGAAGAUAUGUGCAAAUUCUACCCUCGCAUUCUGAGGAACGAAAUCAGUGUACACGUCAUUCAAUCUCGUGGUCACAUCCUCAACACCUACGACGAAGCCCUAAGCAGAUACGCUGAAACUCGCUUCGCUCACGACAUGGUCGAUAUUCAAACUAAUGCUCGGGUUAAGGAAGUCCAGGCCGACCGCAUCCUUUUCACGCAAAAGGACGACGAAAGCGGCAAGAUUGUCACCAAAGAACUUCCUAUGGGUUUCUGUCUCUGGUCAACGGGAGUCAGUCAGACUGAGUUUUGUCAAAAGCUCGCAGCAAAACUCGGAUCCAAGAAUCAGAAUAAUCGCCACGCGCUGGAAACAGAUACCCAUCUCCGCCUCGUUGGUACACCACUGGGAGACGUCUACGCUAUUGGCGACUGCAGUACCGUUCAGAACAAUGUCAGCGACCACAUCACCACCUUCCUCCGCACGCUCGCAUGGGAGAAGGGCAAGGAUCCGGACAAGAUGCUGAUUACGUACACCGACUGGCGCAACGUGGCGAAACGAGUCAAGUCUCGCUUCCCGCAGGCCGCUGACCAUCUACGCCGGCUCGACAAGCUCUUCGAGCAAUACGACAAGGACCGGUCAGGCACUCUCGACUUCGGCGAGCUCUCCGAGUUGCUGCGCCAAAUUGAUAGCAAGCUUACUUCGCUGCCCGCGACCGCCCAGCGAGCGAACCAGCAGGGCAUGUAUCUCGGACGGAAGCUCAACAAGAUCGCGCACGCGGCUCCCGGCCUCAAGAUCAACGAGAUCUCUGACGGCGACAUUGAUGAAGCGGUGUACAAAGCUUUCGAGUACAAGCACAUGGGUAGUUUGGCUUACAUCGGAAACGCGGCGAUCUUUGACUUUGGCGGUAUGAACUUCGGCGGUGGGCUACUGGCAGUAUAUCUGUGGCGAAGCGUGUACUUUACACAGAGUGUGAGUUUGCGGACGCGCAUGCUGUUGGCUAUGGAUUGGGGCAAGAGGGCUUUGUUCGGGCGAGAUAUGAUGAACUACUGA
Molecule: messenger RNA, 2085 nt
Organism: Baudoinia panamericana UAMH 10762
Lineage: Eukaryota; Fungi; Ascomycota; Dothideomycetes; Mycosphaerellales; Teratosphaeriaceae
Exons: 2
Coding region: 1-2085 (694 amino acids)
Molecular function (GO): NADH dehydrogenase activity; calcium ion binding
Source: RefSeq, a predicted model, not a curated record